Molecule: messenger RNA, 792 nt
Organism: Cercocebus atys (sooty mangabey)
Lineage: Eukaryota; Metazoa; Chordata; Mammalia; Primates; Cercopithecidae
Gene: MYL6
Product: myosin, light chain 6, alkali, smooth muscle and non-muscle
Exons: 7
Coding region: 132-587 (151 amino acids)
Cellular component (GO): myosin II complex
Molecular function (GO): calcium ion binding; structural constituent of muscle
Source: RefSeq, a predicted model, not a curated record
AAACCCAGGUCACGGUUCCUAUUGGCUGAGUCCGCUGAGGGUGACGUCAUUGGGACGUACUAAGACUAGGGUUGGGCCGAGAGUCGGAGCCAUUACUGCAGGAAAAGGUCCCGCAGAGCUGAGCAGUCAAGAUGUGUGACUUCACCGAAGACCAGACCGCAGAGUUCAAGGAGGCCUUCCAGCUGUUUGACCGAACAGGUGAUGGCAAGAUCCUGUACAGCCAGUGUGGGGACGUGAUGAGGGCCCUGGGCCAGAACCCUACCAACGCCGAGGUGCUCAAGGUCCUGGGGAACCCCAAGAGUGAUGAGAUGAACGUGAAGGUGCUGGACUUUGAGCACUUUCUGCCCAUGCUGCAGACAGUGGCCAAGAACAAGGACCAGGGCACCUAUGAGGAUUAUGUCGAAGGACUUCGGGUGUUUGACAAGGAAGGAAAUGGCACCGUCAUGGGUGCUGAAAUCCGGCAUGUUCUUGUCACACUGGGUGAGAAGAUGACAGAGGAAGAAGUAGAGAUGCUGGUGGCAGGGCACGAGGACAGCAAUGGUUGUAUCAACUAUGAAGCGUUUGUGAGGCAUAUCCUGUCGGGGUGACGGGCCCAUGGGGCGGAGCUCGUCCGCAUGGUGCUGAAUGGCUGAGGACCCUCCCAGUCUCACGACUCCGUGCCUUUCCCUGUGUGAAUUUUGUAUCUAGCCUGAAGUUUCCCUAGGCUCUCUUGUCUCAGCACCUUUCCCAUCUUGUCUCUUGGAUGAUGUUUGCCGUCAGCAUUCACCAAAUAAACUUGCUCUCUGGGCCCUC